Molecule: messenger RNA, 2892 nt
Organism: Brienomyrus brachyistius
Lineage: Eukaryota; Metazoa; Chordata; Actinopteri; Osteoglossiformes; Mormyridae
Product: serotransferrin-1-like
Exons: 16
Biological process (GO): iron ion transport; antibacterial humoral response
Cellular component (GO): extracellular region; plasma membrane; recycling endosome
Source: RefSeq, a predicted model, not a curated record
UCAUCUAUAAAAGAGGCUGCUUGCCAUGGCUCUGUCUGCUCAGUGACUGCGGGGAGUCCCUGUCCUCCACCCUCCGACAUGAAGGUUCUGCUCGCUUCCAUUCUCUUAGGAUGCCUCGGUGGAAUUUCUGCUGCCAUUUUUCCCAAAUCAACAAAAGUGAGAUGGUGCCUUAAAUCAGAGCAGGAGAAGAAGAAGUGUGAUGACUUUGUAGCCAAAGCAGAAGCUGCAUUUGCUUGCAUUUUGCGCUCAGGAACAGACGAGUGUAUCAGAGCCAUCAAGGAAGGCCAGGCAGAUGCCAUCACACUGGAUGGGGGAGACAUUUACAAAGCUGGUCUUGUAAAUUAUAACCUCAAACCUAUAAUCGCAGAAGACUACAGAAAAGAUGCAGAUACCUGUUAUUAUGCUGUUGCUGUGGUGAAGAAAACCAGCGACUUUGGGUUACACGACCUGAAGGGGAAGAAGACAUGCCACACGGGUCUGAACAAGUCUGCAGGGUGGAACAUCCCCAUUGGAACAUUGGUGUCCAAUGGUGACAUUGACUGGACAGGGCAGGAGGAUGUCCCCCUUGAGAAGGUGGUUUCAGAGUUCUUCUCCGCCAGCUGUGUUCCUGGUGCUACGCCUGGUUCUAAUCUGUGCCAGCUGUGCAAGGGUGACUGCUCCCGCUCCCACAAAGAACCAUACUACGAUUAUACUGGAGCCUUCCAGUGCUUGAAGGAUGAUGCUGGGGAAGUGGCCUUCGUGCACCAUCUGACUGUACCCUCUUCAGAGAAAUCAAACUAUGAGCUACUGUGUAAGGAUGGUACUAGGAACAGCAUUGAUGACUACAAAACAUGUUAUCUGGGCAGAGUUCCUGCCCAUGCUGUUGUCACCCGCAAGGAUGCUCAACUGGCAGAUAACAUUUGGAAAAGUCUUCAAAAUACUGGGUCUUUCCCCCUCUUCUCAUCUGAUGGCUAUGGAGCCAAAGACCUUAUGUUUAAGGACUCCACGGUUCAGCUUGUUCGGGUGCCUGAGAUCACCGAUUCCUUCUUCUACCUGGGUGCAGAAUACAUGAGUAUCAUUCGGUCUCUGAGGAAAGAGAUUACCUCAAAGCCGCAAUCCAACUCCAUAAAAUGGUGCUCUGUGGGCCAUGCUGAGACGGUCAAGUGUGACCAGUGGUCCAUUGAAAGCGAGGACAUGGGUGUGGCCAAGAUAAACUGCCAACAGGGGAACACUGUGGAAGACUGCCUAAAAAAGAUUAUGCGCAAGCAGGCAGAUGCCAUAGCUAUUGAUGGCGGUCAGGUGUAUUCAGCAGGGAAGUGUGGGCUGGUGCCAGUGAUGGCAGAGCAGUAUGACACAAGUAUGGGGUAGGAUAGUGCCUGUAGGCUGUCUGCUAGUCACUUUGGUGCUGUGUGCUACCUAAAAUGUCUGUCCUCUGCUUCCUUCACAGAAAAAUGUAACUCCACAGGCAAGACAGCCUCGUCUUACUUUGCGGUGGCUGUGGUGAAGAAAGGCUCGGGCCUCACCUGGAGCACACUGAAGGGGAAGAAGUCAUGUCACACAGGCCUUAGUCACACAGCAGGAUGGAACAUCCCUAUGGGUCUCCUCCACCAGGACAGCAAGGAGUGUGACUUCUCCAAGUACUUCAACCAGAGCUGUGCCCCGGGGGCAGAUCCAGAAUCCUCACUAUGUGCUCUCUGUGUGGGUGAUGGCAAACCAUUACAUGAUUCAAGGUACAAAUGCAAGCCUGUUUCUGAGGAGCUGUUUUACGGCUACACUGGGGCCUUCAGGUGUCUGGUGGAAGGUGGUGGAGAUGUUGCCUUUAUUAAGCAUACUACUGUCCAGGAGAACAGCGAUGGAAAUGGUGCUCCGUGGGCUAAAGAUGUGAGGUCUGAAGACUAUGAGCUUCUGUGCCCCUCUGGUCCAAUAGAAACGGCACCUCUAAGCCAAUAUGAGAACUGCCAUCUAGCCAGGGUGCCUGCUUAUGCUGUGGUGACACGCCCUGAAAGCCGGUUGGAUGUGGUGUCUAUUCUCAAAGACCAGCAGAACAGGUUUGGUUUGUCCAGCUCAGAAUACUUUAAAAUGUUCCAGUCAAGAGGAGGCAAAGACCUCCUUUUCAGAGACUCCUCCAAAUGCCUCCAGGAGAUUCCUUCUUUGAACAGCUUUGAAGACUUUCUGGGGAAGGAAUAUGUGUCUACUGUCGAGACAUUGCAGGAAUGUGUUAGCAGUGUGCCAGAGCUGGAGCAAUCCUGCACGUUUCAUCCAUGCCAACAGAAGUAGAGAGACCUACAGUCACACCUUGACGUUGGUUGAUGUUGAGUCCUUCACAGAAGACCAUAAUUGAGAAAGUUCAAGCUGCAAUAAAGUGUACUUAUAAGUGUAUGCAAUCUGAUAUGUUCUGUCUGUAUUUGUGGGGGUUCAUGCCCAGUUCACCGGGGGUUCCUAAACUCUCCCCAUUGACCCCCAGCUUUUCCAUGGGUUUGUGGUAGGGUUCAUCGUUAGCGCUAUUGAUUUCAUUAAUAAAGGACUUUAGGUUCCCAAUGGAAUAUGACAUUAAAACUUAAAUAUUUCAAAGUUUACAUUUUUUCUUAUCCCACAUUGUAUGUGGUUUCUGCAAACAGUUAAUGUAUCCUCAGAAUCACCAAUUUCCAGCUACCGUCUGACAUUUCUGCUUGACAGUACUGUGACGCCACAUGGACAGUCAGCAAAGACUAAUGACUGGUGCGUGUAAUUUGAUGAGUAUAUUUCUGCAUUUUAUUUGUACAUAGUAAGUGUGGUCUCUGUGCAAUGCGUGUUGUUUCUCUUAGUGUCUAACCUUGAGUGUGAGCAUCAUGUAAACUGUCCACUUCCUUAUCUGUGCCACUGCUAGUUAACAUUGACAAUGGGCUGUUAUUAAAGGCAGAAGUUCCAUUUUAA